AUGACGCCUCCGCAAAAAGUCAAGCGAUGGCUUACGGGCCAGAACGGACUCGAUAAGCUGAGAACGGAGGAGGUAGAUUGUCCGGCGCCGGGAGAGAAUGAAGUGCUCGUAGAGGUUCACGCUGUGAGUUUGAAUUAUAGGGAUACCGAAGUUUGCAUGGGCCUUUAUAACCACCAUAAGUCUGUUGAGCAACCACCCGCCAUCGUGCCAUGCAGCGACAUGUGUGGCAUCGUCGUCGCGGUGGGUCCAACCUCCAACAGUUCUUCCGAUCCGUACAAGAACCCAGCAUUCCGUCUUCAAACCGGCGAUCGCGUAAUUAGCACCUUCGCGCCCUCUCAUCUUACAGGCCAAAUCCAAGCCAAAGAUCUUGGAAGUGGUCUUGGUGGCCCUGCCCCUGGUGUACUGACACAAUAUCGCGUCUUCCCCACUUACGGCGUUGUGAGGAUUCCCGAAUACCUGAGCGACGCGGAAGCAUCGUGCCUACCAAUCGCAGCCAUGACAGCCUGGAUGAGCUUGAACUGUAUGCGACCUAAUGGCGAGAUCGUUGGACAAGGCGAGACAAUUGUAUGUCAAGGUACCGGGGGCGUCAGUAUCUCUGCUGCCCAAAUAGCUGCUGCAGCGGGUGCAGACGUCAUUGUCACUUCAUCCUCGGACGAAAAGCUCCAGCGCGCAAACAAACUGGGCGCAAAAGAAACAAUCAACUACCGCAGUAAGCCAGAUUGGGACAACAUUGUGCUCAGCGCAACCAAUGGUGCUGGCGCAGACAUCGUCAUCGAAGUGGGCGGUGCUGCGACACUCCGCAAGUCCUUUGAGUGUGUGCGUUUCGGCGGCCUCAUCUCAUGUAUCGGCUAUCUUGGCGGCAAGCAAGACGAAGCCGGUGAUAGGACGAACACGAAUCUAUUGUGCUUGAAGAGGAAUGUGACGCUGAAGGGGAUCCUCAAUGGCCCGAGAGAUGCGCUUGAGAGAAUGCUAAGAUUCUAUGAAGAGAAGAAGAUCAAGCCGGUGGUAGAUAGAGAGUUCAAGUUCGAAGAGGCAGAUGAGGCCCUGAAGUAUCUGUUUAGUGGAGGGCAUUUUGGCAAGGUUGUUAUUAGGGUCAAAGCCUGA
Cucurbitaria berberidis CBS 394.84 is the source of this 1104-nucleotide messenger RNA. RefSeq names its product NAD(P)-binding protein. Bases 1 to 1104 code for a protein of 367 amino acids. The record is from RefSeq and is a predicted model, not a curated record. The transcript is spliced from 2 exons. Gene Ontology annotation, molecular function: oxidoreductase activity. NCBI's taxonomy places the organism in Eukaryota, Fungi, Ascomycota, Dothideomycetes, Pleosporales, Cucurbitariaceae.